This is a messenger RNA of Tetrahymena thermophila SB210, 1641 nucleotides long. RefSeq names its product MORN motif protein. The transcript is spliced from 10 exons. NCBI's taxonomy places the organism in Eukaryota, Ciliophora, Oligohymenophorea, Hymenostomatida, Tetrahymenidae. Gene Ontology annotation, cellular component: cytosol. The record is from RefSeq and is a predicted model, not a curated record.
UAAAAUUUAUAACAAAAAAAAUUUUUUUUGUAGAUUCUAUCUUUACAAAAAUAAUAAAAAAAUAGGUAAGCGUUAAUCAAAAAAGUUUUAAGCAUGUUGUAAAAUAAUUAAUAAACCCAAAAUUUCCAAAAUCAAGGAAUGAAUAACUUUACCAAAUCAAAUCGAUUUGAAUAGAAUUAGGUGGCUCAUAAUGAUAAUAAUGAGGAUUUUAACAAAAUAUUGCAAGGCAUAGACGAUGAAUAUGAUGAUUAAUUUAUGCCAAACAAUCAAGAAAGUUAAAAAAAUUUUAAUUAAAAUUAGAAUUACAAUCUAAACAUCUAAACACAAUAGCAAUAAAAUAACUUUUAGGGAAAUCAGUUAUAAACAUUUUAAACUCCUAAAUCUGAAAUAGGCAACAUAAAUUUUCCACCUACGAAUGGAAAUCUUCCACCUUUUUAUAAUAACUCACCUCAAAUCAUGAAUAACAAUUUUAAUUCACCAGCGUAUAAUAAUAUUUAGACAAAUAGCUUAAGAGGCUCGCAAACUACGAUAUCUAAUAGACCAUCUGGAUCUAUUUCAAGCAAUAUGCUAAAUAAUUAAUAGUAGAUACCCUAAAAUGCUCCAAAUAGAGAAAUUUUGGAAGCCUUAGUUCAAAAAAACAAUGAACUCAAAAACGAAUUUAUUUAUUAAUUCAUAAAGAUCAGAUAAACUAACUAAUACUAACCUGGAAUAAAAAAAAAGAGAUAUUAAGAUAAUUCUUUAUACUUUGGUUAAGUAAGUAUAUAAGGCAUCAAUGAAGGUAAAGGUAUGUAUAUGGUGUAAAAUGGUGACAUUUAUUUAGGCGAUUUUUUCUAAGGCAAGUUCCAUGGAUAUGGCGUUUAUAUCCAUCAUAAUUUAGAAAGAUAUGAAGGUGAGUUCUAAUUUGGUAAAAAGGAAGGAAAAGGUAUUUAUUUUUAUAAUAAUGGUGAUGUAUUCAAUGGAUAAUGGAAGAAUAAUCUCAAAAAUGGCCAGGGAUAUAAACAUUCUAAUUUGACAAAUGAUACCUACACUGGUCUGUAUUUAAAUGGCAAGAAACAUGGUAGAGGAGAAUUAAAAUACGGAAAUGGUGAUUUAUAUUUUGGAGAUUUUGUGAAUGAUGUAAAGGAAGGAAAAGGGAAGUUGACUUAUGCAAAUGGUACAAUAUACACAGGAGAUUUUAAAAAUAAUGAGCCAUCUGGAAACGGUACUUUAGAGUUCAUAAAUGGAGAUGCAUUCGAUGGUUACAUAGCCAACGGAAAUAUGGUUAAAGGAAUUUUAUAUUUUGCCAACGGAGAUUAGUAUGAAGGGUCAUUUUAACUCAAUAAGCAACAUGGCUAAGGAGUAAUGAGAUAUUCAAAUGGAGAUAUAUACGAAGGUCUAUGGACAUAAGGAGAAAAAACAAUAGGAAAGUAAUACUAUCCUGAUAUGUAAAUUCAAUAUGAAGGAGAAUGGAAGAAUGAUACUCACUGGGGUAGAGGAAAGUUAGUUUGGUUAAACUAUGAUGGUGAUUAUUAUGAAGGAGAGUUUAGAAAUAAUAAAAAGCAUGGAAAAGGUGUUCUUACUUAUAAGGAUGAUAAUGGAAAUUUAGUGUAAGAAAAUGUAGUAUUUGUUGAUGACGUGUAAUAGUAAGCUAUGCCUUUCUGA